Molecule: messenger RNA, 2091 nt
Organism: Olea europaea var. sylvestris
Lineage: Eukaryota; Viridiplantae; Streptophyta; Magnoliopsida; Lamiales; Oleaceae
Product: probable sphingolipid transporter spinster homolog 2
Exons: 16
Coding region: 232-1875 (547 amino acids)
Biological process (GO): transmembrane transport
Cellular component (GO): membrane
Molecular function (GO): transmembrane transporter activity
Source: RefSeq, a predicted model, not a curated record
AAGUAAAAAUAAAAAUUCUUCAAUUUAUUUCUUUAUGAGAUAAUUAAAGAAUCUGCAGGAUAUAUAUCCAAAGAACUUUGGUAAGAUUCGUUGCAAUCUGUUGAACAAAUCUCAACAAUCCCAAAACCAGAUGCCCAUUAUAGAGAGAAAAAUUAUUUGAGUCCACAAAAGUAAAACACUGGCGCCAUCAAUUCAAGGAUUCCGUUUGCUCCAACCAAAAUUCCAGAGUUAAUGGGAGAGGAACACCCACUGCCAUCGCCCCCGCGGCCGGUGGAGGGCCACCUAACCCCAAAACCUCCUUCUGGAGCGGGGUCUGUGGAGAAAGUGAAAAGCAUGGAUGUCGAUCCAGUCCCAUCUCCAAUAUCAGCUCCCAAACCUUCUUGGUUCACUCCCAUAAGGUUGCUUGUUAUAUUUUGUGUUAUUAACUUAAUAAAUUACUUGGACCGUGGAGCAAUAGCUAGCAAUGGCGUUAAUGGAAGCCGCAAGACUUGCACGAAAAAUGGUAAAUGCUCACCAGGCACUGGAAUUCAGGGCGAUUUCGACCUAAAUAAUUUUACGGAUGGAGUUGUAUCAUCUGCUUUCAUGGUUGGACUCCUUGUGGCUUCCCCAAUGUUUGCAUCUCUAACUAAGAGCGAGAUAAUUAUAGUUCGUGUACUUGAAUUUUGUAGAGUCAAUCCAUUUAGGCUUAUUGGAGUUGGUUUGUCAGUCUGGACCAUUGCUACUGCUGGUUGUGGUUUUUCAAAAAACUUUUGGUCCAUUGCAAUUUUUCGCAUGCUAGUGGGUGUUGGCGAGGCUUCUUUUAUAAGUCUUGCAGCUCCAUUCAUCGAUGAUAAUGCCCCACCUGCUAAGAAAACAUUUUGGCUGGGAGCAUUUUACAUGUGUAUACCAACAGGAAUUGCUGUUGGUUACGUUUAUGGUGGUCUGUGUGGGGGUUACAACUGGCGGCUGGCUUUUUGGGUGGAGGCUGUUUUGAUGCUUCCUUUUGCUAUAUUAGGCUUUGUGAUGAAACCUUUGCAGUUGAAAGGUUUCUCUCCUGUUGGAUCUAAAACAGCAUUGACAUAUGCAGAAGACGGGACAGAAAAUCAAGGUGGUGAACUGUCGUCAAGAGAAGCGGUUGCUGAUCAAAAUUCGAAACGUUUUGGGUCAACGGAUGCACGUAAUGAAUGUAUUGUCAUAAGAUUUUUGAAGGAUAUGAAGAUUCUUUUGCUUGAUCAAGUUUAUAUUGUGAAUGUUUUAGGUUAUAUUGCCUAUAAUUUCGUUGUAGGUGCAUAUUCUUAUUGGGGUCCCAAAGCUGGUUAUAACAUAUAUCACAUGAAAAAUGCUGAUUAUACGUUUGGAGGGAUAACAGUAAUUUGUGGAAUAUUGGGAUCACUAGCAGGGGGUUUUGCUCUUGAUUAUAUGACUUCCACAAUUUCCAAUGCUUUUAAGCUUCUAUCAAUGACAACACUAUUUGGAGCAAUAUUUUGCCUUGCCGCAUUUUGCUUUAAGAGCCUAAUUGCUUACGUGAUCAUUUUUUCAAUAGGGGAACUGCUAAUAUUUGCCACCCAGGCCCCUGUAAAUUUUGUUUGUCUACAUUGUGUCACACCUAGUUUGAGACCAUUAUCGAUGGCUAUGUCUACUGUCUGCAUUCACAUUUUCGGUGAUGUGCCUUCCUCGCCUCUUGUUGGGCUUCUUCAGGAUCAUCUUAACAAUUGGAGGAAAACUGCUCUUAUUCUAACAUCCAUUCUGUUUGUGGCUGCCGCAAUAUGGUUUAUAGGAAUUUUUCUUCACAGUGUAGAUAGGUUUAAUGAAGAGAGUAAGAAUCCAGUUACUACAACCGACAAGUCAAACACGAUUACCUCUGCGGAAGUGAAGAAGAAGACUGAAACAGCAUAAUUUUUUCUCGUACCAUAAAUUCUUUCAAGACUAUAGCCAGUUUUAACCUGCGUAUUUUAUGUAAGUUCUUUCUUCUAAUGGCCAUUGUGAGUGUAAAUAAUGUUAUCUUCUGCAUUUGAAUUCAUUCACAUUGCUUCGACUACUUUCCCGGGAAAGAAAUGUAAAAAUUCCUGCGAACGCUAAUUUAAUGCAAUUUUUUCUGUUGGAAUAAUACCC